This is a messenger RNA of Symphalangus syndactylus (siamang), 6749 nucleotides long. It is a transcript of the gene ANAPC1, whose product is annotated as anaphase promoting complex subunit 1. Gene Ontology annotation, molecular function: molecular adaptor activity. Gene Ontology annotation, cellular component: anaphase-promoting complex. Gene Ontology annotation, biological process: anaphase-promoting complex-dependent catabolic process; metaphase/anaphase transition of mitotic cell cycle; protein K11-linked ubiquitination. The record is from RefSeq and is a predicted model, not a curated record. NCBI's taxonomy places the organism in Eukaryota, Metazoa, Chordata, Mammalia, Primates, Hylobatidae.
AAAGAGAACUUGGACGCCAGGAGGAUCCCAUCACUGUACGGACUGUAGCAGACAGAAUCCGGCUUCGGGGUUCAGAUCAGUCGCACGGAAGGUGGAAAUAGCCCACAAGUUCUACCCUGCCUCGGUCUUCCCGCAACAGCGCAGGCGCCAGGACUGCUAGGACGCCGCGCGCCUCCCGCGAUGCCCCGCCCCGGCGCGAGGCAAGACGGGAAAGUCAAGAUGGACGCGUCCAUUUGAACGUCUCGCACGCCUUCCUGCCAUUAGCAUUCGAGCCCGCUGCUGUUUCCCGUUCUUCCUCCGGAAUAGGGGAGGGAGAGGGAAUGAGAAGCUGCCGCGGCCGAAGAGUCACUGUGACGGACCCCGCCGCUGUCCUCGGGCCUCCUCGGCCCCUGCGCCUCCGGGGAGCAGCCGGGGCUCGCCGCGCCUGACGCGUCCGGAGUUAUACAGGUGCGGGCGCCGGACCGCAGCACUUGGUGGUCUGUCGCGCGCCGCGUGACUCUCGCACCCGUCCCGAGGCCGAUCCAACCCCUGAUGGCCGUAGAGUUUCGCUCUUGUCCCCCAGGCUGGAGUACAAUGGCGCAAUCUCGGCUCACUGCAACCUCUGCCUCCCAGGUUCAAGCGAUUCUCUUGCCUUAGCCUCCCAAGUAGCUGGGAUUACAGAAAUAAUGUUGAUAUUUGGAACCCAUGUCGAACUUCUAUGAAGAAAGGGCAACGAUGAUUGCAGCCAGGGAUUUGCAGGAAUUUGUUCCUUUUGGUCGAGACCACUGCAAGCACCACCCUAAUGCUUUGAACCUUCAACUUCGCCAGCUGCAGCCAGCUUCUGAAUUAUGGUCUUCUGAUGGUGCUGCUGGCUUGGUGGGAUCCCUUCAGGAGGUUACAAUCCACGAGAAACAGAAGGAAAGCUGGCAGUUAAGGAAAGGAGUAAGUGAAAUUGGAGAAGACGUGGACUAUGAUGAGGAACUCUAUGUUGCUGGAAAUAUGGUGAUAUGGAGCAAAGGAAGUAAAAGCCAGGCAUUGGCAGUUUAUAAAGCGUUUACAGUUGACAGUCCUGUUCAGCAGGCAUUGUGGUGUGACUUCAUUAUAUCACAGGAUAAGUCUGAAAAGGCCUACAGUAGCAAUGAAGUAGAAAAAUGCAUAUGUAUAUUGCAAAGCUCAUGUAUUAACAUGCAUAGCAUAGAAGGAAAGGAUUACAUAGCUUCCUUACCAUUUCAGGUUGCAAAUGUUUGGCCCACUAAAUAUGGAUUGUUGUUUGAACGAAGCGCUUCUUCCCAUGAAGUACCUCCAGGUUCACCCAGAGAACCUUUACCCACUAUGUUCAGCAUGCUGCACCCACUAGAUGAAAUAACUCCACUUGUUUGUAAAUCUGGAAGUCUUUUUGGUUCAUCACGGGUGCAAUAUGUUGUAGAUCAUGCAAUGAAAAUUGUUUUCCUCAAUACUGACCCCUCUAUUGUAAUGACUUAUGAUGCUGUUCAAAAUGUGCAUUCUGUGUGGACUCUCCGGAGAGUCAAAUCAGAGGAAGAGAAUGUUGUUUUAAAGUUCUCUGAACAGGGGGGAACCCCACAGAAUGUGGCCACUAGCAGCUCCCUCACAGCACAUCUCAGAAGCCUCUCCAAAGGAGAUUCCCCUGUGACUUCACCUUUCCAGAAUUACUCCUCCAUUCACAGCCAGAGUCGCUCAACCUCAUCACCCAGUCUACAUUCUCGCUCACCUUCUAUUUCCAACAUGGCAGCUCUAAGUCGUGCUCAUUCUCCUGCCUUAGGAGUGCACUCUUUUUCAGGGGUGCAAAGGUUCAACAUUUCAAGCCAUAAUCAGUCUCCAAAGAGACAUAGUAUUUCUCAUUCUCCAAAUAGUAAUUCUAAUGGCUCCUUUCUUGCACCAGAAACGGAGCCAAUUGUUCCUGAACUGUGUAUUGACCAUUUGUGGACAGAAACGUUUUCUAAUAUAAGAGAGAAAAAUUCACAAGCCUCAAAAGUGUUUAUUACAUCUGACCUAUGUGGGCAAAAGUUCCUGUGCUUUUUAGUAGAGUCCCAGCUCCAGUUACGCUGUGUAAAGUUUCAAGAGAGUAAUGAUAAAACCCAGCUCAUCUUUGGUUCAGUGACCAACAUACCAGCAAAGGAUGCAGCACCAGUGGAGAAAAUAGACACCAUGCUGGUCUUGGAAGGCAGUGGAAACCUGGUGCUAUACACAGGAGUGGUUCGGGUGGGAAAGGUUUUUAUUCCUGGACUGCCAGCUCCUUCUCUGACGAUGUCCAACACAAUGCCUCGGCCCAGUACUCCACUUGAUGGUGUUAGUACUCCAAAGCCUCUUAGUAAACUCCUUGGAUCAUUGGAUGAGGUUGUUCUGUUGUCCCCAGUUCCAGAACUGAGGGAUUCUUCAAAACUUCAUGAUUCUCUCUAUAAUGAGGAUUGUACUUUCCAACAGCUUGGAACUUACAUUCAUUCUAUCAGAGAUCCUGUCCAUAACAGAGUCACCCUAGAACUGAGUAAUGGCUCCAUGGUUAGGAUCACUAUUCCUGAAAUUGCCACCUCUGAGUUAGUACAAACGUGUUUGCAAGCAAUUAAGUUUAUCCUGCCAAAAGAAAUAGCAGUUCAGAUGCUUGUCAAGUGGUACAAUGUCCACAGUGCUCCAGGAGGACCCAGUUAUCACUCAGAGUGGAAUUUAUUUGUGACUUGUCUCAUGAACAUGAUGGGUUAUAACACAGACCGCUUAGCAUGGACUAGAAAUUUUGACUUUGAAGGAUCACUUUCCCCUGUCAUUGCGCCCAAAAAAGCAAGGCCUUCUGAGACUGGAUCUGAUGAUGACUGGGAAUAUUUACUAAAUUCAGACUACCACCAGAAUGUUGAGUCUCAUCUUUUGAACAGAUCUUUGUGUCUGAGUCCUUCAGAAGCUUCACAAAUGAAGGAUGAGGAUUUUUCACAGAAUCUCAGUGUGGAUUCUUCUACACUUCUCUUUACUCACAUACCUGCAAUUUUUUUCGUUCUUCACCUUGUGUAUGAGGAGCUCAAGUUGAAUACUCUAAUGGGAGAAGGGAUUUGUUCACUUGUUGAACUUCUCGUUCAGUUGGCAAGGGACUUAAAAUUGGGGCCUUAUGUAGAUCAUUACUAUAGAGACUACCCAACGCUUGUCAGAACUACUGGACAAGUGUGCACAAUUGAUCCAGGUCAAACAGGAUUUAUGCAUCAUCCAUCAUUUUUUAUGUCUGAGCCACCAAGUAUUUAUCAGUGGGUGAGUUCUUGUCUGAAGGGUGAAGGAAUGCCACCUUAUCCUUACCUCCCUGGAAUCUGUGAAAGAAGCAGACUUGUAGUCUUGAGUAUUGCACUGUACAUACUUGGUGAUGAGAGCUCGGUUUCUGAUGAAUCCUCACAGUAUUUAACCAGAAUAACUAUAGCCCCCCAGAAGUUGCAAGUAGAACAAGAGGAAAACAGGUUUAGUUUCAGGUAUUCUGCGUCCGUUUCUAGUCUAGCUGAAAGAUUGGUUGUCUGGAUGACUAAUGUAGGAUUCACUUUAAGAGAUUUGGAAACUCUUCCCUUUGGAAUUGCUCUUCCCAUCAGAGAUGCAAUUUAUCACUGUCGUGAGCAGCCUGCCUCAGACUGGCCAGAAGCUGUCUGUCUCUUGAUUGGACGUCAGGAUCUUUCCAAGCAGGCCUGCGAAGGAAACUUACCCAAAGGGAAGUCUGUGCUCUCAUCAGAUGUUCCUUCAGGAACAGAAACUGAGGAGGAAGAUGACGGCAUGAAUGACAUGAAUCACGAGGUCAUGUCAUUAAUAUGGAGUGAAGAUUUAAGGGUGCAAGAUGUGCGAAGGCUUCUUCAGAGUGCGCAUCCUGUCCGCGUCAACGUAGUGCAGUACCCAGAGCUCAGCGACCACGAGUUCAUUGAGGAAAAGGAAAACAGAUUGCUUCAAUUGUGUCAGCGAACUAUGGCUCUUCCUGUAGGACGAGGAAUGUUUACCUUGUUUUCAUACCAUCCAGUUCCAACAGAGCCAUUGCCUAUUCCUAAAUUGAAUCUGACUGGGCGUGCCCCUCCUCGGAACACAACAGUAGACCUUAAUAGUGGAAACAUCGAUGUGCCUCCCAACAUGACAAGCUGGGCCAGCUUUCAUAAUGGUGUGGCUGCUGGCCUGAAGAUAGCUCCUGCCUCCCAGAUCGACUCAGCUUGGAUUGUUUACAAUAAGCCCAAGCAUGCUGAGUUAGCCAAUGAGUAUGCUGGCUUUCUCAUGGCUCUGGGUCUGAAUGGGCACCUUACCAAGCUGGCGACUCUCAAUAUCCAUGACUACUUGACCAAGGGCCAUGAAAUGACAAGCAUUGGACUGCUACUCGGUGUUUCUGCUGCAAAACUAGGCACCAUGGAUAUGUCUAUUACUCGGCUUCUUAGCAUUCACAUUCCUGCUCUCUUACCCCCAACGUCCACAGAGCUGGAUGUUCCUCACAAUGUCCAAGUGGCUGCAGUGGUUGGCAUUGGCCUUGUAUAUCAAGGGACAGCUCACAGACAUACUGCAGAAGUCCUGUUGGCUGAGAUAGGACGGCCUCCUGGUCCUGAAAUGGAAUACUGCACUGACAGAGAGUCAUACUCCUUAGCUGCUGGCUUGGCCCUGGGCAUGGUCUGCUUGGGGCAUGGCAGCAAUUUGAUAGGUAUGUCUGAUCUCAAUGUGCCUGAGCAGCUCUAUCAGUACAUGGUUGGAGGACAUAGGCGCUUUCAAACAGGAAUGCAUAGGGAGAAACAUAAAUCACCAAGUUAUCAAAUCAAAGAGGGAGAUACCAUAAAUGUGGAUGUGACUUGUCCAGGUGCUACUCUAGCUUUGGCUAUGAUCUACUUAAAAACCAAUAACAGAUCUAUUGCAGAUUGGCUCCGAGCCCCUGACACCAUGUAUUUGUUGGACUUUGUGAAGCCAGAAUUUCUCUUGCUUAGGACACUUGCUCGAUGCCUGAUUUUGUGGGAUGAUAUUUUACCAAAUUCCAAGUGGGUUGACAGCAAUGUUCCUCAAAUUAUAAGAGAAAAUAGUAUCUCUCUCAGUGAAAUCGAAUUGCCGUGCUCAGAGGAUUUGAAUUUGGAAACUUUGUCCCAAGCACAUGUCUACAUAAUUGCAGGAGCCUGUUUGUCUCUGGGUUUUCGAUUUGCUGGCUCAGAAAAUUUAUCAGCAUUUAACUGUUUGCAUAAAUUUGCAAAAGAUUUUAUGACUUAUUUGUCUGCACCUAAUGCUUCUGUUACAGGUCCUUAUAACCUAGAAACUUGUCUGAGCGUGGUGCUGCUGUCUCUCGCCAUGGUCAUGGCUGGCUCAGGAAACCUAAAGGUUUUGCAGCUUUGUCGCUUCUUACACAUGAAAACGGGUGGUGAAAUGAACUAUGGUUUUCACUUAGCCCACCACAUGGCCCUUGGACUUCUAUUUUUGGGAGGAGGAAGGUACUCUUUGAGCACAUCAAAUUCUUCCAUUGCCGCUCUUCUCUGUGCCCUCUAUCCGCACUUCCCAGCUCACAGCACUGACAACCGGUAUCAUCUCCAGGCUCUCCGGCACCUCUAUGUGCUGGCCGCGGAGCCCAGGCUUCUAGUGCCUGUGGAUGUGGACACAAACAUGCCCUGCUAUGCCCUCUUAGAAGUUACCUACAAGGGAACUCAGUGGUAUGAACAAACCAAAGAAGAAUUGAUGGCUCCUACCCUUCUUCCAGAACUCCAUCUUUUAAAGCAGAUUAAAGUUAAAGGCCCAAGAUACUGGGAACUGCUCAUAGAUUUAAGCAAAGGAACACAACACUUGAAGUCCAUCCUUUCCAAGGAUGGGGUUUUAUAUGUUAAACUCCGGGCGGGUCAGCUCUCCUACAAAGAAGAUCCAAUGGGAUGGCAAAGUUUGUUGGCUCAGACUGUUGCUAACAGAAACUCUGAAGCCCGGGCUUUCAAGCCAGAAACAAUCUCAGCAUUCACUUCUGAUCCAGCACUUCUGUCAUUUGCUGAAUAUUUCUGCAAGCCAACUGUGAACAUGGGUCAGAAACAGGAAAUUCUGGAUCUCUUUUCUUCAGUACUCUAUGAAUGUGUUACCCAGGAGACCCCAGAGAUGUUGCCUGCAUACAUAGCAAUGGAUCAGGCUAUAAGAAGACUUGGGAGAAGAGAAAUGUCUGAGACUUCUGAACUUUGGCAGAUAAAGUUGGUGUUAGAGUUUUUCAGCUCCCGAAGCCAUCAGGAGCGGCUGCAGAACCACCCUAAGCGAGGGCUCUUUAUGAACUCGGAAUUCCUCCCUGUUGUGAAGUGCACCAUCGAUAAUACCCUGGACCAGUGGCUACAAGUCGGGGGUGAUAUGUGUGUGCACGCCUACCUCAGCGGGCAGCCCUUGGAGGAACCACAGCUGAGCAUGCUGGCCUGUUUCCUCGUCUACCACUCUGUGCCAGCUCCACGGCACCUGCCGCCUAUAGGACUAGAAGGGAGCACAAGCUUUGCUGAACUGCUCUUCAAAUUUAAGCAGCUAAAAAUGCCAGUGCGAGCUUUGCUGAGAUUGGCUCCUUUGCUUCUUGGAAAUCCACAGCCAAUGGUGAUGUGACCGUGUCUGGUGGUGAACCUACCCUGAAACGUGACUUCUGCACAAAAAACGUGACCAAACAUCAAAGCUAAAGCAAUGUUUAUAAAGUUUUAUGGUAUAACUAGGGGGAAAUGAGCUGCACAAACCUCAAUGUAUUUUAAAUCUGUUGCUGUCAUCAUUAACAUUAUAUGAUAUAUAAAAGCAAGUUGAAAUUUACUUUUGUAAAUAAAGUUUUUGGUUUGUUUUCAAAA